Cygnus olor (mute swan) is the source of this 3226-nucleotide messenger RNA. It is a transcript of the gene SSB, whose product is annotated as small RNA binding exonuclease protection factor La. NCBI's taxonomy places the organism in Eukaryota, Metazoa, Chordata, Aves, Anseriformes, Anatidae. The record is from RefSeq and is a predicted model, not a curated record. Gene Ontology annotation, molecular function: protein binding; RNA binding. Gene Ontology annotation, biological process: positive regulation of translation; RNA processing. Gene Ontology annotation, cellular component: cytoplasmic stress granule; nucleus; cytosol. The transcript is spliced from 14 exons. The coding region runs from base 16 to 2865 and encodes 949 amino acids.
CCGGGCGGUGCGGCCAUGGCCGUGUGCGGGCAGGAGGCGGCGGAGUUGGAGGUGUACGCGUACGAGGACCCCGCGCACCCCGCGCGGCUCCUGGGGGCGUUCCGCGGCUUCUAUCUGGACGGGCUGUUCACUGACAUCGCGCUCCAGGGCGCCUCGGGAGUCUGCCUCCGCUGCCACAGAGCCGUCCUGGCGGCUUGCAGCAGUUACUUCAAAGCCAUGUUCACGGCCGACAUGAAGGAGAAGGCUAAAAGCCAGAUCAGGCUUCCCGAGCUCAGCCACGCCGUGCUGGAAGCCCUCGUGAAUUAUGCAUACACCUCCCAGAUCCAGAUAACAAAGAGAAACGUCCAAAGCCUGCUGCAGGCGGCGGACCUCCUCCAGUUCGCCUCGGUCAAGAAAGCCUGCGAGCAGUUUCUGGUCAGGCACUUGGAUACCGACAACUGCAUAGGGAUGCAUGCCUUUGCCGAGUACCACAACUGCUCAGAGCUGGAGAAGGAGGCGCGGAGGAUGCUGCUGUGGCAGUUCGAAGACGUGUGGAAGCAGGAGGAGUUCCUGGACAUCGGAAAGGAGAAGCUCGCGUUUAUUCUCUCUAGAGAGAACCUGAAUGUUUGGAAGGAAGAGGCAGCCAUCGAAGCGGUGGUGAAGUGGGUAGCGCACAACGUGGAAGAGAGAAUCGAGGACAUCUAUGAACUGCUGAGCUGCAUCCAAAUAGACUUAGAUAACGUGUAUUUGAGGUCAGCUUUAAGCCUACAAAAAAAAUGCCGACUUAAUGAUAAUAAAAUACGGUCACUCGUAUACAACGCCCUGAACCCCAGUCCCAAAGGCCUUUCCAAAAGACCAACGGCCGCCAUGUAUGUGAUUGGAGGGUAUUAUUGGCAUCCCUUAUCAGAGGUGCAUGUUUGGGAUCCGUUAACCAACACAUGGGUCCAGGGAACAGACAUGCCAGAUCAUACCCGGGAGAGCUAUGGGGUCACGAAUUUGGGACCAGACAUAUAUGUGACGGGAGGUUAUAGAACGGAGAGCAUUGAAGCCCUUGAUACUGUGUGGAUAUAUAACAGUGAGAGAGACGAGUGGACUGAAGGCUGCCCCAUGCUUGAUGCGAGGUAUUACCACUGUGCAGUUUCCCUGAGUGGCUGCAUCUAUGCGUUGGGUGGUUACCGGCAGGGAGCUCCAGUGCAAGAAGCAGAGUUCUAUGAUCCUUUAAAAAAGAAAUGGGUUCCUAUUGCAAACAUGAUCAAAGGUGUUGGAAAUGCCACUGCCUGUGUCCUGCACGAAGUCAUCUACGUAACCGGAGGUCACUAUGGCUACAGAGGAAGCUGCACCUAUGAUAAAAUCCAGAGAUACCAUUCAGGUAGCAAUGAGUGGAGUAUAGUCACCACAAGUCCGCAUCCAGAAUAUGGAUUGUGUUCAAUUACGUUACAAAACAAGAUCUAUUUUGUGGGUGGACAGACCACGAUCACGGACUGCUAUGACCCAGAGCAGAAUGAGUGGAAGCAGAUGGCUCACAUGAUGGAGAGAAGAAUGGAGUGUGGUGCCGUGGUCAUGAAUGGAUGCAUCUAUGUAACAGGAGGAUAUUCCUAUUCAAAAGGAACGUAUCUGCAGAGUAUUGAGAAAUACAACCCUGAACUGAACAAAUGGGAAGCACUGAUGAAAAUGGCUGAAAACGGAGAUGGUGAAAACAUGUCUAUCUUGGAAAGCAAAAUCUGUCAGCAAAUUGAGUACUAUUUUGGCAAUCACAAUCUACCAAGAGACAAGUUCUUAAAGGAACAGAUCAAAUUAGAUGAUGGCUGGGUGCCUUUAGAAGUAAUGAUCAAAUUCAACAGGUUAAGUCGUCUGUCUAAAGAUUUUGGUGUUAUAGUAGAAGCACUAAGAAAAUCCAAGACUGGUCUAAUGGAAAUAAAUGAAGACAAAACUAAAAUCAGGAGAUCUCCAAAUAAACCUCUUCCUGAAUUGAAUGACCAGUACAAGGCUGCAAUUAAAAACAGAUCGGUAUAUGUUAAAGGCUUUCCAGUAGACGCAACUCUUGAUGAUAUCAAAGAAUGGCUUGAAGAUAAGGGUCCAGUUGAAAAUAUUCAGAUGAGGAGAACUCUGCAGAAAACGUUUAAGGGAUCAAUAUUUGCGGUUUUUGAUAGUGUUGAAUCUGCGAAGAAGUUCACAGAAAUCCCAAACCAAAAGUACAAAGACACAGAGCUGAUAGUGCUUUUCAAGGAAGAGUAUUGUACAAAGAAGAAUGAAGAAAGGAAACAAAACAAAGUAGAGGCCAAAGCAAGAGCUAAACAGGAAAAAGAAGAAAAAGAGAAAAAAGCAGCAGAUGCUGAGAUGAAAUCUCUAGAAGAAAAGACAGGAUGUCUUUUGAAGUUUUUUGGUGAUCUAGAUGAUCAAACAUGCAGAGAAGAUCUCCAUACAGUAUUUUCUGAUCAUGGAGAAAUCAAAUGGAUACACUUUGUAAGAGGUGCAAAGGAGGGAAUUAUCCUAUUUAAGGAUACUGCAAAAGAAGCUCUGGAAAAAGCCAAAGCAGCACAUAAUGGAAACUUACAGCUUCGGAACAAGGAUGUUACUUGGGAGUUGCUAGAAGGAGAUGAAGAGAAAGAAGCUUUGAAAAAAAUAAUGGAAGAUCAGCAGGAAUUGCUGAAACAGAAAACAAAAGGACGCAAAGUUAAAGGAAAAGGAAGAGGGGGGAAGAUACCUCAAGGCGCACAAAAAGGGAAAGUACAGUUUCAGGGCAAGAAAAUAAAAUUUGAGGAAGAAGGUGAAGAUGAUACUAAAACAGAACCAGCAAGUCCUAAGAAGAGACCACUAGAGGAAAUAGAAGAAGAAGAACCUGCACCAAAACAACUGAAAACAGAAAAUGGAGAUGGAGAUCAGUAAUACUAAAAUAAAAAUAACAUUGUUUUUAUUAGUCCAUUUUAAAUAAGUUUUAAAGACAUGCUUCAGUUCAGGAGUUUCUUGGCAGAAAUCUAAUGAAAUCCACUUCAAUGUCAACCUGCAAUGAGAAGAGAGCUUCGUGGUGUUGGGUUACAGCUUUUUUUUUUUUUUCUUGUUCUAAGCAGCAUGCUUAAUUUUAAGAUGCCACUCUGGAGAAUUAUUUUGUAUUUAUAGUUUUGUUUAUACUGUCAGAUGGUCUCAACUUCUCUUGCACCUCAUUCAAAUGUAAAAGGUUCCUGACUUUGUAACCUCGAAGUUAUAUUAAACAGCAGCUGCCAAUAAAUUCAGAACUUAAAACUGCUCA